Molecule: messenger RNA, 261 nt
Organism: Encephalitozoon intestinalis ATCC 50506
Lineage: Eukaryota; Fungi; Microsporidia; Unikaryonidae
Product: small nuclear D3-like ribonucleoprotein
Exons: 1
Coding region: 1-261 (86 amino acids)
Biological process (GO): RNA processing; spliceosomal snRNP assembly
Cellular component (GO): commitment complex; U5 snRNP; U2 snRNP
Molecular function (GO): RNA binding
Source: RefSeq, a predicted model, not a curated record
AUGGGGGUAACGAUUCCUUUGAAGCUACUUCAUGAGGCACAGGGAUUUGUUGUUACUGUAGAAACCAACAGCGGAGAUAUGUAUAGGGGACAGAUGAAAGAAGUCGACGACUAUAUGAACAUUAUCCUGACUGAUGCUGUUGUCACUUCCAACAGCUCUUGCAUACCGAGGAAAGAGGUUGUGAUUCGUGGAUCAAGCAUUCGAUUCUUUGUCUUGCCGCCUGCACUGAAGUUUGCUCCGUUCUUUGGAAGAAAGACUUAA